CUGAGAGACACACACUGCUCACAGCUUGUCCUGCUUAUACAUCUACCUACCUACAGCACUGCAACUUUCUGUACUGGAGCAACACACACAUCGUCUCAUCUGCGGAGGACAGGAGGACAGGAUAGUGAAAACACCAGAGAGGAGCACACUAAAUAUUGUAAUGGCCAACACCGUAACGUCGCUGUGCUGUGUGGUGCUAGCUGCCGUGGCGGUGGCGUACGCUCAGAGACGCAGCCAAACAGGGGCCAGUAUUCAGUAUGAGCGUAUGGGUGGGGACGUGACUAUGCAGUGUGGCUCUCUGGACAGCGAGGCCAGCGUGACGUGGAAGGUAAACGGGACGGACGUGAAGGCACGCCACCGGGAGGAGGGGUCUAGACUCAUACUGAUGGAGGUGGACCUCUCAAACAACGGACUCUACACCUGCUUCCAGAACCCCAACGGAGAACGACGGGACCAAAUCAACCUACGUAUCGGAACUUCCCCUAGGGAACCCACGGUGAUGUGUCGCUCCAACACCUACCCUAAAGGCUUCUACUGUAGCUGGCACCUUCAGCACCCCACCUCCAUACCCACAGACUUCGAUGUCAACGUCCAACACAACCAGAAGUCCCUAGAAGCAACGAGGGAUGCGGUCCAUAAGAACCGCUGUCACGUUAAGUUCCUUGAGGUGUUCAGUAGCUACCCCUACAGAGUCAACGUCACUGCCCUCAACGCCCUCGGAAGUGCCUCCACUGCCAUCACCUUCGAAGAGUUCAACAUAGUGAAGCCAGACCCCCCUGAAAAAGUGGUGGCCACGCCCAUCCCUAACAAUGUUCGUCGUCUGGAGGUCACCUGGAAUAGCCCUUCUACCUGGCCAGAUGUAGAGAGCUUCCCCCUGAAGUACUUCCUACGAUACAGGCCCCUCAUCAGGGACCAGUGGCAACACGUGGAGUUGUCAGACAGUACGGCCCACACCAUAACUGAUGCGUACGCAGGGAAGGAGUACAUCAUCCAGGUGGCGGCUAAGGACAUGGAGAUCGGCACCUGGAGUGACUGGAGCGUUGCGGUGCACGCCACCCCCUGGAUUGAUGAACCCAAACAGAUCCCCUCCACCACCGAGCAGGAACCGCUCCUCGACACCACCCCUUCCGCAGCACCUCCCUCAGCAGAGCCCCAUAGGGCGGGCGUCCCAGUGGGUGGUGCUUCCUCAACACUCCUCUCACCCCUCCUCUGGUACUCCUGUUAUCUGCUGCUAGGGGCCCUAAUUUGAUGUAAAUGUUUAAUUCCUGUGGAAGAAAUUAAGGAGAGUCUUCUAUUUCUCUGCACAUGUUAAUGGACAUCCUACAUUGAUCAUUUAAUUCAAGUUUCACACAACGUUAAGUAGAAAAUAAAGAGAGAUUAUGAAGUCAAAGUUAAAAAGAUACAACAAAAAAACAAGCAUCAACAACUACUCCAACAACAACAACAAUAAUAAGAGGAACAACAACAACAACAACAACAACAACAACAACAACAGGUACUAACAGACAGCAAUGCUACAGAGCUACACAGAUACAGAUAUCAUUGAUUGAUUGAUUGAUUACCACGGACUCCAACACAGAAACAGAACUGUCUCCAGGGAAGCUUUGUGGAUCUGAGACUGAUGAGACUUCUGCUGGGCAGCACAACAGACUGAUUUCAUUCUCCAUCUUUUAUUUUGGUUUUAAUUGAUUUUUGUAAACAAUUGUAUUCAUUAUCCAGUGAUAUUUGAGACACUUGUAAAGAUCCCAAGAUCCUUUCUUUGACAUACAGCUAACUCGUCAUGCCAAAGACUUGUCUUGGAGAAGUUUUCCCACAAUCCUUAGCUUCCUGAAGCCUGUGCCUGUGUAGAAAGGAUGGAACCCGGAGUAUUUGGUAACUCCAGGAAUCUGCAUCUGACUGACCGACAAGAAAUUUUCACAACAAAACAGAGAACUAACUAACACUUUGGAGAAAUCCUGAAUAAGCAUUAUCUGUUAUUGGUUUGUUCUGCUUCACUCAGUGAUCACCAAGAGAGUUUAGCUGGAAAAACACUAUGGAUUGGGGUUUUUCCAUUGAGGAAAUACAGUAGAGAUCCAUAUUUUGGGACCUCAGAGCUCUUACACAAGGCUCCAUACAUUAGGCGUCAGUCCUCCAGAGGAAUAACGCUCUGUGUAAAACACAUGAGGUUGCCUUUGACAUUAAAUAGACAUUUAAUAUCACAAUUAUUAUUGUUGUGCUCUGUCAUACAGAACCAGUCAACAGUUUGGACAUCUACUCAUUCAAGGGUUUUUCUUUAUUUUACUAUUUUCUACAUUGUACAAUAAAAGUGACCACAUCA
This is a messenger RNA of Oncorhynchus kisutch (coho salmon), 2317 nucleotides long. RefSeq names its product ciliary neurotrophic factor receptor (gene cntfr). The transcript has 9 exons. The coding region runs from base 161 to 1249 and encodes 362 amino acids. Gene Ontology annotation, cellular component: membrane. Gene Ontology annotation, molecular function: cytokine receptor activity; protein binding. The record is from RefSeq and is a predicted model, not a curated record. Lineage: Eukaryota; Metazoa; Chordata; Actinopteri; Salmoniformes; Salmonidae.